This is a messenger RNA of Melitaea cinxia (Glanville fritillary), 827 nucleotides long. It is a transcript of the gene Mob2, whose product is annotated as MOB kinase activator-like 2. The transcript has 5 exons. Gene Ontology annotation, biological process: signal transduction; positive regulation of protein phosphorylation. The coding region runs from base 39 to 827 and encodes 262 amino acids. NCBI's taxonomy places the organism in Eukaryota, Metazoa, Arthropoda, Insecta, Lepidoptera, Nymphalidae. The record is from RefSeq and is a predicted model, not a curated record. Gene Ontology annotation, cellular component: nucleus; cytoplasm. Gene Ontology annotation, molecular function: protein kinase activator activity.
GCGCGUGAGUCUUCUGCUAGCGAGCAGUAGUUCCCGGGAUGUGUCACGCGGUGGUUCUGGGCGUGCUAUUUUCGCUGCCGUCGUACCUGUACUCGGCCGUGCCGUUCAGGAAGGCGCGGCGCAAGGAGCGCGAAGGUGAGGGCGCUGGCGAUCCCAAGCUGUACCUGCAGGAGGCGCUGCUGGAGCGCAAGCUGCCCGAGCUGGACAUGCGCCAGCUCGUCGACCUGCCCGAUGGCCUCGACUACAACGAGUGGCUCGCGUCGCACACGCUGGCGCUUUUCGACCACGUGAACCUGCUGUACGGCACGGUGUCGGAGUUCUGCACGGCGGCGUCGUGCGCCGACAUGACGGGCCCGGGCGGCCGCACGUACGCGUGGUACGACGAGCGCGGCAAGAAGUCGCGCGUCGCCGCGCCGCAGUACGUCGACUACGUCAUGACCUACACACAGAAGACGGUCAACGACGAGACCAUUUUUCCUACUAAGUACGCGAACGAGUUCCCGGCGCAGUUCGGCGGCGUGGUGCGGCGCGUGGUGCGCCUGCUGUUCCACGUGGUGGCGCAUAUGUACGCGGCGCACUUCCGCCAGCUGGCGCUGCUGGGCCUGCACGCGCACCUGCACCUCACCUUCGCGCACCUCACGGCGCUCGACCGCCGCUUCGCGCUGCUCGACCACAAGGAGACCGAGGUUCUCCGCGACCUGGAGGUGGCGCUGCGGUUGUCGGAGCCGGCGCACAGCGGCGGAGGGGGCGCGGGGGGCGCGGCGGACGACGACGCGUCGCCGCGCCGCCGCUCACCCGUCGUGACGCAGCCGCUGGCCUCCGCGUGA